AUGGGAGACACGACGGAAACGACGACUGUCAGAAGCAGAAGAAGAAGAAGAAGAAGAAGAGAUGAUGGAACGCCUUUUGAGACGGAGGAGGACUCGAAGGUGGUCCUUGAAUUGUUGAAAGAACUGUGUGCGUUUUCAACAACAACAACAACACUGACAGCAUUAAACCAACGAGAAGGAGUGGUGAAAAUCGUCGACGAGGACAAGGGCUGGAAUAGUAGUAACAAAAUACGGAUAGAAGAUUUAGGCGAGACGGAUAACUUUUUGUUUUCUAAACUCGCCGUCGCGUUUAGCUCGUUAUACGUGGAAGCGAAACGCUUGGAAAGUUUGAGCCAAAAUGUGAUUUUACCGAACUUGAUAUCUUUCGGGUGGUUUCCUCCUCCUCCCAAAGCCGUCGAUAAAAAGAACAACAACAACCAGGAAAAUGAUGAAAGUAGUAGGAGUAGUAAUAAUAAUAAUAACGACAACGCCAUGUUGGCACAGUUUACGAAAAAUCUGACCGUGCUGCAAGACUCGGUGAUGUUUCGGGACCAGUUGAAAGCUGUCGCGGUGAACGCCUUUCGACAGUUGGAGUUUCAAUACGCGGACGAGUCGGUGGAGGAGAACAGACCGCUGAGUCACGUGAACUUGACGAUAGUUUUUGAGACUUUAACGAUGUCUUUAGCCAUGGCGUGUAAAAUAGACGAAGCGAUAGCCUCGAAUGGGCAUUUACGACGGUCGUUCCAAGCGAUGAAAGUAGCCGUGAAAGAAGCUUUAGCAGAGGAAGAAGAAAAAGAUGAAGAACGAAAGAAAAAGUUACUCGCUUUGAAGAAAACUACGGAAACGUUAGAAUUUGAGCUGUGUUUGAAAAGCUGCUUCGAAACCAUCGUGAGAGAGAUUAUAGAUGAAGACAGUCGGGGUAUUCAUGGUAAAAGGAAUGGAAUAGAGGAGGUCCCUAUGCGACUCUUACGGGCGUUGCACGCGUACGGUUUGGAAACUUUCGAAGCCGACUUUGUCUUGCGAAACGAGGUCGGCGUUUUAGCGUUGGGAGUUUUGUUAGUGCGCCUAGAACCGAACAGUUCAGACACGAGAUUGAUCGAAAAGAUGUUCAAGCAUAUUUUUGCGGAAAAUGUGCCUGGUUUAGCCGUAUCUACCGGGAUUGUGAUUGAUCCGCUGCAUUUUCUCUUGGUACAACUUCCGGAAAGCGCUUUGCCUGCGAGUAAGAAAAAAUGGCAAACGCACUUGGAAAAUAAAAUUUUACGGUUUAACGACAUGAACGCGCAGCUCACGAGGAUAGUUAUCGAUUUUAUAGCCGAAGUGACGAGUUGGACGAGCGAAUUCGAACGAGAUAUCUCCGAUCGUACUACAGGAGGAGUUUCUCUUGAAACGCUCACGCGAGGCGUUCGAAUAGCACGCGACGUAAAAGCCACUUUGGAACUUUUCCUUCACUUGGACAACACGUUUUCAAAAGAUGCCGCAAAACAGAACAAUAUACCACAAGACAACAAAAGACGCGCUCGAUUGCGUGCAUAUGGUCAACUCGCGGAGCUUUUAGAGACGACUCGUGCGUGUUAUGCGUCCAAACAAAAUGAACUUGCUUUGGAGAAAAAAGCAAAAUCUAGUUUGCUCGAAGAAAUUAAUUUAGAUGAUCAAAAAUCAGAUCUAUUAAGAUCUGGUGGUCAUGAAGGUAUUUUAUAUGAUGCAUUAGAUGCGUGUUUGCUUGCAGAACGAUUAUUGGCCGAUGAUUUCUUCAAUUUCCCGAAAUUAGGACUUUUAAAAUUAACAACAGAUGUUAUUAAAACUAUUAAAGUGAAAGAACGUGUUUUUUGGGGAAACAUAUCGCAGACAUUUGAAUAUUUGGAGAUUGUUGCGGAUUUAGACUGCGCAAUAAAAAUUUCCUGUGAUUCGUCUUGUUUGUUUAGCGUCGCCGAAGAAGCGUUACCGUUGGUGUUGAGUGAUAUCUAUGCUCAUUCGGAGCAAUGUUAUCGGUUACCGGCGAUUGUGAACGCAUUCGCGUCUCCGAUGAAAUAUUUGUUGGCGGAUGAAAAGAUUGCGCGAGAGUUUGGGAAGGAAGUUGUGGUGAGAAGUUUGCGCUCUGAACUGGUCGAAAAGUUGGUACGAGAAAUCGAGAGCGAUUUGCGCGAAAACGUUUCGAUGCAAUGGAAACACAAGAGUUUUUCGAGUGUUGAAGGGAAUAAAAGCGCGUAUGCACACGUGUUCCUCGGUAUACCGCCGUUGGACGCGAGCGGUGGUGGUGCUGCUCUUUUCUCCCUCAAACAGGAAGUUCAAGCUGAUUUGGCCAAGUUGCUCUAUGAAAAGGCAGCGUCGUCUCGCAGCGAAUGGAAAAUGUAUUCUGAAAUUCGAAGCAUUGCAUUGGCGAAGUACGAUUUGGACUUAUCGGAAAUCGAUGAACUUCCUCCUGCGGCGACAACUUCCGUGAAAGAUACUACCGGCGCGAACACAACUGCCAUCGACGUGUUGGACGUCGUUCGAGACAUUCGCUCGUUUUGUGUUCGAUAUAACUACAAUAUGAACGCGCAAACGUUCAUCGAAAAAUCUUCCUUCGCGAAGGAAAAGACUUUGUUGAGUACUUUAUCCAUAAAGCGCGUCUCAGAGUCCAUCCGAACGCACGGCACUGGGGUUACCCACGCGGUCAUAAACUCCGUCUAUCGGUACCUCGCCCAAAGGUUCCAAAUAUUUUCGCAGUUUCUGUACGAAGACCACGUGAAGUCUUUGCUUCAAAAAGAGAAACAAGCGCAUUCGGAGGAGAAAUUCGAAGAAUAUCCCGUCGUUCGAGGCAUUCAUUUUCUCCAUGAAAUGCGGAAACUCGGGGUUGCGGACGAUGGUCUCAGUUUCCUGGAUCAGUUUCGAGCGCUCUUGAGUGAAAUGGGAAACGCUCUCGGCUUCGUGCGCAUGAUACGGCUCGGCACGAUGCGUUAUUCCUCCAAAGCGAACGAGUUUGCCACGCGAACGAAAUUUGAGAGUGAAGAGAACAACGACGAGAAUGAACAUCCAAACUUUGAGUCUCUCGCUCGAGAAUCCACGUUUCACGACUUCACCGUGAACGCUUCCAAGCAACUUGACGCCGAAAUCGAAUCUCUGCGAAGUAACAGCACGGAGGGCACCGAUUAUUUCGAAGUUUUGACGAACAUAUUCUCGAGCGAGCUUCAAAGCGAUACGAACAAGCACCUGAACGCUUUCUUCUUGAUCGUUCCGGCGUUAUGUCUCUCCAACGUCGACGCCAUGUACGUUUCCAAGCAAAAGCUUCAGAAAGCGUCGGAAACGGUCGCGUCGCCUUCGUCCUCAAAAAUCGAAACUCAAAUGCUCCUCAAUCAAUCGUGUUUCACCGACGACGGUUUCGCGUUAGGCAUCGCGUACGUCUUAAAAGUCUUGAACCAAGACUCAAAUUUUGAUGCUUUGCACUGGUUCGAAAGUUGCGAAAGCUAUUACCGUUCCGAGAAGGUGGACACCGCGAACAAGGCGGAAGAAGAAGAAGAACGCGCUUUGCGAUUGAAAAGAAUCGAACAGUACGAGAGAGAGUUUCGCUUGUUAGAGUUCACUUUCGCGGGUUCGAGAGCGUUCUUCUCUUCAGUCGAAGAUGAAGAAGUUUAA
Molecule: messenger RNA, 3591 nt
Organism: Bathycoccus prasinos
Lineage: Eukaryota; Viridiplantae; Chlorophyta; Mamiellophyceae; Mamiellales; Bathycoccaceae
Exons: 3
Coding region: 1-3591 (1196 amino acids)
Biological process (GO): endosomal transport; endosome organization
Cellular component (GO): endosome; WASH complex
Source: RefSeq, a predicted model, not a curated record